This is a messenger RNA of Peronospora farinosa, 801 nucleotides long. The record is from the annotation of a GenBank genome assembly. NCBI's taxonomy places the organism in Eukaryota, Oomycota, Peronosporomycetes, Peronosporales, Peronosporaceae.
AUGGACGGUAUAGGACGCGGAUAUGCACCGAUCCCUUUGACGCUGAACACGAUGAUUGGUUUUUCAGAUACUCUUAAAAGCACCAGUUAUUCCGAAAAGGUGGGUAGCAAGCGCGUGUGCUGGUCGGACGUGGUCUCAGUAAACUACAUAAACUUGAGCGGAAAUGGCUUUCUGUUUAGUAUCAACGGUUGCAAUGUCACUUUGUCGGAAGGUCAGUGCUCUGACACGAUUCUGGCAUCCUGCACACCUACGCCGUUCCACGUGACGAUCUUUGAUGAUUGGAAUACGAAUGCGCAUGUGAUUUCGAGCAUUACGAAUGUGGCUUCCAUUGCUGGAAGCUGUCAUCCGAUUCCGACUGAUCCAACUGUACCUAAUAAUGCGAAGAAUCCAAUGUGUAGUUGUCAACAGCCGUCACCAGAAGAAAAGGAUCUGCUUGAUCACUGGCUUAAAGCUCAGGGUCUGGAUCAGGACGGCACGCCGUCGUUAGCUGGCUCUCCCAGAAAUAUUAAUGGCUGCAGUCCCUACGAAGUAUUCAAAAUGGCAUACUCGAACCACCCAUGGCUUCCAUCUGCAGUUGUUCAUCAGAGGGAUUGCGAGAAGGUUGAGAUGCCGACGAUUGUUGACUGGUAUUAUAAAUCGGGACUGGACGGUUACGGCCAACCCAUUGAGGCGAAGAAGCCCCCUCCGCUCGUAUAUGAUAUAUAUUCGAAGACGAGUGCGACUGCGAACAUCUGCAUAAAGGCCCGUCUUUCCUAUUGUCCUGAAUUUCCCUGGCUGGAAAAGAAGUUGACUACGCCAUAG